Aspergillus nomiae NRRL 13137 is the source of this 2085-nucleotide messenger RNA. RefSeq names its product ankyrin repeat domain-containing protein. Gene Ontology annotation, cellular component: nucleus. The coding region runs from base 1 to 2085 and encodes 694 amino acids. NCBI's taxonomy places the organism in Eukaryota, Fungi, Ascomycota, Eurotiomycetes, Eurotiales, Aspergillaceae. The transcript has 3 exons. The record is from RefSeq and is a predicted model, not a curated record. Gene Ontology annotation, biological process: positive regulation of transcription by RNA polymerase II. Gene Ontology annotation, molecular function: transcription cis-regulatory region binding; protein binding.
AUGACCAGCCGGGCGAUAGACGGCAGCAGAAAAGAGAAGGGAGGGCAUGCGUCUCUGAUCGGGACACUAAAACGCCUAACCCUCUCAACCGACAGGGGUUCAAAGAACACGUUUAAGACCCCAGCUGCGAUGGGGUUCCUUUCUUUACCAGCAGACACCAUAAAACAUAUUGUCUCCUAUCUGACCGUCUUGGAUCGUUUCCGACUCAAACUGGCAGGGAACCAUUUCCUCGCCGCUUUAAUAUCUACCGUUUCCCGAGCAUCUUUCCAAACGUGUCUUGCACAACUGGAGCCGCUGACGUCGAAAUGUUGGUAUAUGAAUACGGGCCCAGAAAAAGCACUCCAUAUCGCAUGUGAGGAAGGAUAUGACGCAUUGGUCCACAAAUUACUACUCGCAAAUCCACACUUAAUAAGCUUGACUUGCUUAGAGAAAUGCUUGACUGCUGCCAUUGUUUGUCACCAGGAGUCAGUUGUGCGGAUGCUUCUUGUGCGUUUACCCACCGAACCGUUCUUGGAGUUCCUUGACAAGAUCCGUCUUCGAAGGAUCUGGUAUAUGACAAAAACGACUGUGGUGGAAAAUAUACUCGAGCAAGCCGCCGUGCGGAACUGCGAGUGGGCUAUCCCACUGUUGUUGAAGCAUGGGGCGCGGCCUUCAUCUCGACGUGGUAUACAGGCGCUGAGCGCUGCCGCUUCAGCUGGAUAUGAAGAAGUUGUGGCGAUGUUGUCUAAGCGAAUACUAUGGUCUAGAGGCAGCAAGCUCUCAGGUAUCUUGAUUAAGGCCGCCCAGGGGGGGCAUGAGGGAACUGUCAAGAUUCUUCUCGAUAGAGGUGCCGAAAUGCCUCAUGACCCUUCUUUUCCAGGUGCAAAGCAUCUGGCGGCAAAGGGGGGACAUGAGAAUAUCUUCAAACUCCUGGUCUUAAAGGAUCGCGAAGACUAUUUUGUGAACCCACGCAUUCACCUUGACAAAGGAGUCCACAUGUACUCUUCUCGCGCGCAGGUAAGGUCAGCACAACAUGACCUAAAGUGGUGUGCUUUGCACUUUGCCAUUUAUGGUAGGAAUUUUAACAUUGUUAAACUCUUGUUAGAAAGGGAUAUGGUGCCGCAACAUCAUGCUCAACACAGAGCAACGGCCUUACCUCUUGCUUCUAAGCGUGGUUGUACAGACAUAGUCAAGCUACUUCUGGAGACCGGAUUUGAUGUUUCCGCACCACUACAGGGCAGGUCCGCGAUACAGCUAGCUGCAAUGUACGGCUACGCAGAGGUGAUAGCUUUACUUCUGGAUGCCGGAGCAGCAGUGGGUUCGUGUGAUCUACUGAAUGCGGCAUGCAGCGGCUCUGUAGCAGUGGUAUCGCUCCUUCUUGACAAGGGUGCAGAUAUACAAGAAAAGGCUUAUAUCUCAGAGGAAACAGCGCUUCAUGUUGCAGUCCGUCAUCAUCACCCGGAGGUCGUCCGUGUCCUUCUCAAAUCUGGUGCAAAGACCGACGUAAUGGACCAUUACGGGUAUACACCCUUGGCAUUUGCAAUCGGGCAUAAUCAAGAGAAGUGCAUCAACUUACUAGUCGAGUACGGCGCUGACAUCGAAUUCGUAUCUUUGAACCGGACUGGACGUCGUGGAAAUGCGCUAUGUUGUGCGAUUGAAUCCAAUAAGGCCCAUCUAAUACCUUUGCUUCUUCAGCACGGUGCAAACAUCGAAGCAGAGGGUUAUGAGGGCAAGAGGCCCUUUCACCGGGCAGCUAUGCAAGGAAACAUUGCAGCUCUUGAAGCGCUCCUCACUUCUGGCGCUGACAAAAACGCCAGAGAUGCAUUGCAACAAACAGCCUUGCAUCAUGCAUCCCUAGAAGGUGCCACUGAUGCAAUACGUGCGCUCCUGCGGUGGGGUCUAGAUAUCCACGCCCGAGACGAAUAUGGUCAAACACCGCUACACAAGGCCCCGUUGUCCCCCUACGCGGAUUCCUCCACAGUGUACAACUUAUUAGUUAGCCAUGGUGCGGACCCAGAAGCAAAAGACAAUGGAGGGAAGAGUGCAUCUAGUUACCUUGCUGACAGGCGUGAAGCGUACUAUGACAGGCUGACACGCGGACAGUGA